AUGCUUUCAGAGGUGGCGUCCACUUGGGGCAUCUGCCUGAUGCUUAACUCUGGGGAACUGAAUCGGUUGGGAGCUGAGGAAGCUGCCCUCUCGGAGGUGAGAAGACCUGACCGCAGCAUGAUCAGUAUGGAAUUAACACUGGUUGAUGAGCAUAUUAUGGCAUUAAGACUGAAGCAUGCUGCUGGCUUUGUGCCUCUUAUUACUGUGUAUGCUCCUAUCGAUGUUUGUAAACUCGGUGAGAAAGAAGCGUUCUAUGCCAAACUCACAUCUGUGGCAGACAAACGUCCCCAGCAAGACAUUCCCAUUGUACUGGGUGACUACAAUGCAGUAUCCAACUGUGAUCAAGCUGGCUAUGAGAUGUCUACUGGUCCCAAUCGUCCCAGAGACCGAGGAUUUCUGGCUGUCCAGUGCCCCGACCCGCAUCACUGGACAUGGCAUAGUUAUAUGGGCACUGUGGCCAAAGGGAUUGACUACAUUCAUGUGAGCACUUGCUGGAGGAUCCUCCAGAACUUCAGGUUCAUCAGGAAUCUUGAUGAGGAGGUUGAAGACCAUUUCUUAGUAAAUGACCUUCACCCUGCCUACAAAGCCCUGAAACAACUGAAUUCUAAGCCCUCUUCAAAGAUGACUUCAGUCUGCUCAGCAUACGGACAGAUCACCUCAGAUCAUAUUGGGGUUCUCAGAUUAUGUUGGGCUGAGUAUUUUGUGUAG
Messenger RNA from Penaeus indicus, 708 nucleotides. RefSeq lists its product as uncharacterized. Lineage: Eukaryota; Metazoa; Arthropoda; Malacostraca; Decapoda; Penaeidae. Bases 1 to 708 code for a protein of 235 amino acids. The record is from RefSeq and is a predicted model, not a curated record. The transcript has 5 exons.